Messenger RNA from Ciona intestinalis (vase tunicate), 1942 nucleotides. The record is from RefSeq. Lineage: Eukaryota; Metazoa; Chordata; Ascidiacea; Phlebobranchia; Cionidae.
GCAGGUUAACAACAGGUUGCUUGCUUUGGUCUGAUUUAUUUUUGUUUUGAAAGAAUCAAAGUCGAGGCACAACUUAAAGAAUGAUUUCAUCAAAGGUUAUCGCAGCUCUUGGAAGGACUUUGCCUCAAGCAGCGAAAAAUGCCACCAACACAUUAAAAGCUGCCAGCUUCGUUGCUGCAAGAAACUUGUCAACUUCCAGACCUAACCAUGCUGAAAAACAAGGAGCUGCAGAGCUUUCUUCCAUUCUUGAACAAAGAAUUCUUGGAACUGCACCAUCUGAAGAUCUCACUGAAACCGGAAGAGUUCUAACCAUUGGUGACGGUAUUGCUCGUGUUCAUGGACUUCGUAACAUCCAAGCUGAAGAGAUGGUGGAAUUUGAAAGUGGAUUAAAGGGUAUGGCUUUGAACUUGGAAAAGGACAACGUUGGUAUUGUGGUGUUUGGUAACGAUAGAAACAUCAAGGAAGGGGACACCGUUAAACGUACUGGAGCCAUCGUGGAUGUUCCUGUUGGUGAAGAAAUUCUUGGACGAGUUGUGGAUGCUCUUGGUAACCCCCUCGAUGGAAAGGGUCCCUUGAACACCAAACUCCGCAGAAGAGUUGACAUCAAAGCUCCGGGUAUUAUUGCUCGUGUUAGUGUGAGCGAACCAAUGCAAACUGGGUUGAAGGCCAUUGAUUCACUUGUGCCUAUUGGUCGUGGACAGAGAGAACUGAUCAUUGGUGACAGGCAGACUGGUAAAACCGCAGUUGCCAUUGAUACCAUCAUCAACCAAAAGCGGUUCAAUGUUGGAACUGAUGAGAAGAAGAAAUUAUAUUGUAUCUAUGUUGCUGUCGGGCAGAAACAAUCCACCAUCACCCAACUUAUUCAACGACUUGAGAGCACUGACUCCAUGAAAUACUCGAUUGUGGUUGUUGCAUCUGCUGCAUACGCUGCACCACUUCAAUAUCUUGCUCCAUACUCUGCUACUUCCAUGGGUGAAUACUUCCGUGACAACGGCAAGCAUGCUCUCAUCAUCUAUGACGAUUUGUCAAAACAGGCUGUUGCGUACCGUCAAAUGUCUCUUUUGUUGAGACGACCCCCCGGUCGUGAGGCUUUCCCUGGUGAUGUCUUCUAUCUUCACUCUCGUCUCCUGGAGCGAGCAGCUAAGAUGAGCGAUGCUUUCGGAGGUGGUUCUCUCACUGCCCUCCCAGUUAUUGAGACACAAGCUGGUGAUGUGUCCGCAUACAUUCCAACCAAUGUCAUCUCCAUUACUGAUGGACAGAUUUUCUUGGAAACUGAAUUGUUCCACAAAGGUAUUCGACCUGCCAUUAACGUCGGUUUGUCUGUCAGUCGUGUCGGAUCUGCUGCUCAAAUCAAGGGAAUGAAGCAGGUCUCUGGUACCAUGAAGUUGGAUUUGGCCCAAUAUCGUGAAGUUGCAGCUUUUGCGCAGUUCGGUAGCGACAUGGACGCCGCAACACAACAACUGCUCAACCGAGGUGUUAGGUUAACUGAACUUCUUAAACAGAUCCAAUACUCCCCCAUGGACAUUGCUGAACAAAUUGUUUCCGUAUUCUGUGGAGUACGUGGUUACCUGGAUAAAGUCGACCCAACCAAAGUCACAGAUUUUGAAACUGCUUUCCUUGCUCACAUGAAAUCGAGCCACGCAAAGAUCCUGGAUUCCAUCAGAAACGAGGGCAAAAUCACGGAAUCGACUGAAGCCGAGUUGAAAGAAGUUGUUGCCGCAUUCGUCAAAUCUUUCUCUGCUUGAAACAAAACUCUUGCUGUAUUUUUUGUUCAUGGAAAAUUAUUUAUUCAAAAGUUCACUCUGGCCAAAUUUCGAAAGGUUCCGCCUAUUUCUACUCUAUACGCUUAUGUAAUCCUGAAGUGCUGUCAACUUACAAGUUUCGAAUGUAAUUCUUUCCGUUGUUUCAAAAGUUUGUGGUUCGUGCCAUUUACUACUGGUCG